This is a messenger RNA of Closterium sp. NIES-65, 2109 nucleotides long. The record is from the annotation of a GenBank genome assembly. NCBI's taxonomy places the organism in Eukaryota, Viridiplantae, Streptophyta, Zygnematophyceae, Desmidiales, Closteriaceae.
AUGGCUUCAGAGGCUCAGGGUACCGAUGUGGAGACGUUCGCUUUCCAGGCUGAGAUCAACCAGCUGCUCAGUCUGAUUAUCAACACCUUCUACAGCAACAAGGAGAUCUUCCUUCGCGAGCUCAUCUCCAAUGCAUCUGACGCCUUGGACAAGAUUCGGUUCGAGUCGCUAACGGACAAGAGCAAGCUGGACAAGCAGCCGGAGCUGUUCAUCCACAUCGUUCCCGACAAGACCAACAAGACCCUCACCAUCAUCGACUCUGGCAUCGGCAUGACCAAGGCUGAUCUGGUGAACAAUCUCGGAACCAUCGCGCGAUCGGGCACCAAGUCGUUCAUGGAGGCUCUAUCAGCGGGCGCGGACAUCAGCAUGAUCGGGCAGUUCGGCGUGGGGUUCUACUCGGCGUACCUGGUGGCGGACAAGGUGGUGGUGCACACCAAGCACAAUGACGACGAGCAGUACAUCUGGGAGUCGCAGGCCGGCGGCUCCUUCACCGUCGCGCGCGACACCGGCGAGGAUCUCGGUCGCGGAACGAAAAUCGUGCUGCACCUGAAGGAGGAUCAACAGGAGUAUCUCGAGGAGCGACGCCUCAAGGACCUGGUGAAGAAGCACAGCGAGUUCAUCAGCUACCCGAUCUCCCUCUGGGUGGAGAAGACGACUGAGAAGGAGGUGGACGAGGAGGACGAGGAGGAGGAGAAGGAGGAGGAGGAGGGCAAGGUGGAGGACGUGGAGGAGGAGGAGAAGAAGGAGAAGAAGACGAAGAAGGUGAAGGAGACGACGAGCGAGUGGGAGCUGAUGAACAAGCAGAAGCCGGUGUGGAUGCGCAACCCGGACGAGGUAUCAAAGGAGGAGUACGCGGCCUUCUACAAGAGCCUCAGCAACGACUGGGAGGAGCCGCUCGCGUACAAGCACUUCUCCGUUGAAGGCCAGCUUGAAUUCAAGUCGAUCCUGUUCGUGCCGAAGCGGGCGCCGUUCGACCUGUUCGACGGGAAGAAGAAGGCGAACAACAUCAAGCUGUACGUGCGGCGCGUGUUCAUCAUGGACAACUGCGAAGAGAUCAUCCCCGAGUACCUGGGCUUCAUCAAGGGCAUCGUCGACUCCGAGGACCUCCCGCUCAACAUCUCCCGCGAGAUGCUCCAGCAGAAUAAGAUCCUCAAGGUGAUUAAGAAGAACAUCGUGAAGAAGUGUCUGGAGCUGUUCGCGGAGAUCGAGGAGAACAAGGAGGACUACGCCAAAUUCUACGAGGCGUUCGGUAAGAACCUGAAGCUGGGCAUCCACGAGGACUCGCAGAACCGCGCCAAGCUGGCUGACCUGCUGCGCUACCACAGCACCAAGUCCGGCGAGGAGAUGACGUCCCUCAAGGACUACGUCACGCGCAUGAAGGAGGGGCAGUCCGUGAUCUACUACAUCACGGGCGAGAGCCGCAAGGCGGUGGAGAACUCGCCAUUCCUGGAGAAGCUGAAAAAGCGCGGGUACGAGGUGCUGUUCAUGGUGGAUCCCAUUGAUGAGUAUGCCGUGCAGCAGCUUAAGGAGUACGAUGGGAAGAAGCUCGUGUCUGCCACCAAGGAGGGUCUGAAGUUGGAGGAGACGGAGGAGGAGAAGAAGAAGCUUGAGGAGACCAAGGCGGCUUUCGAGCCCCUUUGCAAGCUGAUGAAGGAUAUCCUGGGCGACAAGGUGGAGAAGGUGCAGGUGUCGGAUCGCAUUGUGGAUUCGCCGUGCUGCCUGGUGACAGGCGAGUAUGGGUGGAGUGCGAACAUGGAGCGGAUCAUGAAGGCGCAGGCGCUGAGGGACAGCAGCAUGAGCAGCUACAUGAUGAGCAAGAAGACCAUGGAGAUUAACCCCGAGAAUGGCAUAAUCCAGGAGCUGAAGAAGCGCGCUGAUGCGGAUAAGUCGGAUAAGACUGUGAAGGAUCUUGUGCUGCUGCUCUUCGAAACUGCCCUUCUCACCUCGGGAUUCAGCCUGGAGGAGCCCAACACGUUUGGCGGCCGCAUUCACCGCAUGAUCAAGCUGGGUCUGAGCAUUGACGACGACAUCCCUGCUGAUGACGAUGCUGACAUGCCUGCUCUUGACGAGGGUGCGGAUGAGGGCUCCAAGAUGGAGGAGGUCGACUAA